Molecule: messenger RNA, 1229 nt
Organism: Pomacea canaliculata
Lineage: Eukaryota; Metazoa; Mollusca; Gastropoda; Architaenioglossa; Ampullariidae
Product: GTPase IMAP family member 4-like
Exons: 4
Coding region: 308-1057 (249 amino acids)
Molecular function (GO): GTP binding
Source: RefSeq, a predicted model, not a curated record
GAGCAUGUUUGCAUGUUCGAUAUACUGCUUAUACAGAGGAGCAGCUUGCAGCAUCUGUUGCAUAUAUACAUCUAUAGAAUGCUGUGACUGGCUAUACCUACCGUAUGAACUAUUGAUUAGCCAGGUCACGUGUCUUGCUUCAUCUUGUGGAUGUGCACUGUAAACACUCCAUCGGCGUGUGGCUAAGAACGAAAAGCCUACUGUAGAACUAACCAGGGGCCAGAGACUGUUAUAUAUAUAUAAAACAGUUGAGCCUAAGAGUCUUACAUCCUACUCUUGCCUGCUAAAAUACCAAGGUAGAGAUCUUAUGAUGGCUUCACACCACGUCUUCCUCAUCAUUGGAAAGACAGGCAACGGAAAGAGUAGCCUGGGAAACUGUAUUCUGGGUAAAGAGGAAUUUGAAACUGGUACUGGUAUGUUUUCAACAACAGCAAGAGCUGAAAAGAGAUCAAGAAUUAGUAGCAUGGAAACUAUAACGGUUGUGGACACACCAGAUAUCAUUAACCUUCAUUACGGUCCAGACGAGAGGGAGAAAGAAGUCCAGAGCUGGAAAACAAUGACAUCACGUGACCACCCAACCAUCCUACUCGCCGUGCGCUGUGACGUGCGCUACACGGCCGAGGAGUUUGCCAUCUACAAAGACUUUAAGCGCCUUUGGGGGGACAACGCCGGCAUCAGGCGCCAUCUAGUUGUGGCCUUCACCUUUGGUGACAAGCAAGACCGAGACCUCAAAGAGGAGCUGGAGGGUGUGUGUGAGGAGCUGAAGAUUGUCUUGAAAGACGCCAAUCACCGCUACGUGCUUUUCAACAAAAAGAACCUGAACAAAACACAGCAAGUCGACCAGCUGUUUAAAGUCAUCAGAUCACCAUACAGGUCGGAGGUCUCGCAGAAACCGAGAAUCAUGUCCAUGGUCUGCAUGGCCAUCGGUCUACUAGCGGCAGGUGGCUGUGUCAUUGCGGGAGUCUUCCACGAGCUGGAUUUGGCUAUCGGCCUGGGGGUGGUUGCUUUGUUGAUAGUCCUUCUGGCGCUGGUAUGUCGGUGUAAAUUCCGAAAAUAAAUAUGAUCAACUUGUUACUCCUCAGACAGUUUUUUGUUUUACAAAGCUGAUUAUCUAAACAACAAAGGAAAAUUUGUCUGAUGUCUUAAUCUUCAUUCAGAAAAUAAAGAUUUACUAAAAACGUAUGUUUGUGAACGUGCGUGAUAAUGUAAGUGUGCAUGUAUCAGAGAGA